Molecule: messenger RNA, 1575 nt
Organism: Ascochyta rabiei
Lineage: Eukaryota; Fungi; Ascomycota; Dothideomycetes; Pleosporales; Didymellaceae
Exons: 2
Coding region: 1-1575 (524 amino acids)
Biological process (GO): regulation of DNA-templated transcription
Molecular function (GO): DNA-binding transcription factor activity, RNA polymerase II-specific; zinc ion binding
Source: RefSeq, a predicted model, not a curated record
AUGGUUGGCAUUCCGGGGCGAUCCAAGGGCUGUGUGACAUGCAGGAAGCGGAAGAAGGGGGUGAGGUCAAGUCCGGCGCGACGUCUGAGCGUUUCUGACGACUACCAGUGCGAUGCCCAACAACCUGCCUGCAGCCAGUGCCUUGAGCGAAACAUAGAAUGUGGUGGCUACGACCCUGAUCGCGUCUUUAUCACCAGCAAAUAUGUGCAUUCUACAUCUCGUGCCAAUCCGCCACCAGUACCACAUCGAGAUUCGAUGAUGGACUUGUUGGCAGUCACGGCUUCCACCUACUACGUGAUGCCGCUAUCUCUCGCGCAAACUGCAUUCAGCAUGAGAGGCGUGGAGGCCGCUUUCGGACUGUUUCCUGUACACAAGGACACAGGCGGGGCCUUGAAGUUAGUCAACAGGUUUUCCAGUAUGCUGGCAGCGUUGAGUGUGCAGGAGGAGGCACUCCGUCAGACCAUCUUUGCGGUUGGAAUGGUCACACUUGGGAAGGGCUCCAAAGACCAGACUGUGCAGCACAAAGGCCGAGCGCUAUAUGGUAGAGCACUCCAAGAACUGGGACUAGCGCUGCAGAACCCAAAACGACGGACCAUCGAGGCCUUGCUUGCUACGACAAGGCUGAUGGGUAUCUACGAGAUCUUGUACGGUGCCGACGGAGAAGACUCGACACAAGCUCGAAAUUGGAUGAGCCAUGCUCAGGGUGAGCUUGCUUUGAUUGUUUCAAGGGGACCUGAAGCUUUUACCACCGAUACUGCCCACCUCAUGUUCACGCUCGCACGGUACAAUAAUGCGAUUUCAGGAGUUCGGUCUCGAAGACCGGCAGUGUUCAAUGAGGAACAAUGGAAAACAAUCCCGUGGCGAGGAAGAUUUAAAUCCUCGAGUGAUACUAUCAUCGAUAUUCUCUUGGAAGUCCCGGGAAUCUUGAGUGAACUUGACUAUAUCGACUCUCUGUCACCAGACGACGAAUGUUUCGAUGAUUCGAGGCUAAGGACAAUAAAGAAGUGCUGGACUGCACACUGUCAACUCGACACAUGGUUUAAGAACAACUCGCGAGAGGUUCACAUAGCUGAGACCGAAGCACCUGUUCCUAUCGAGUUCGCCAAUUUUGGAGUUGCUUCGCUCUCCGUCCGCUACUGGGCGAUAGCAACGCUGCUCUACCAGUCACUCGACCGCGCUUUACGUUAUUCUCUCCAUGACGACCUCGCGCCUUACGUCAACCGUCUACAUGGUCGAUCUUUUGCUCGCCUUAUCCUACGCUCUGUCUCAUGGCUCUUUCGGCGAGAUAACGGCGUCGCAGGUGCGUCAACCAUGUCCUUCCCGCUCGGCGUAGCUUUGAUGUGCCUUAGGCAGAGCGACGUUCCAGAACCCGACUACAUGAAAUUAGUGUUUUCUGUAUGGAACGAUCCUGAGUGGCCAAGCUCAGUCAGAGAUUUCUUGAGGAGUAUGGGUAAUCCGAUCUCUUUGCCAACGAGACAGCUGCCUGAAAACCCCAUCACAUGGUCAACGCGCGAACUCAAGCCAAUCUUCGAUAUACACGGUGACACGAUCACUGGACCUAUCCAAAAGCAGUAA